UGCGUCAAAGACCUCGUUGCCGCACUUAACUCGUGUUGCCAAGGCGUACUCAUUGAACGCACCCCAACAGGUCUUCUUUGUCAUGACGAUCAUGAUAAGUUUCUGCAGCCGGCCGUGAGCUCGGUACAGACAUUUAUCCGUCCUUCUGCAAUAGGCUGCAUCUUUAGCCCCGAAUCACAAUUCUUCAGAGUGACCGGUGAAUGCAUUCAUUUUGACCGGUUUUAUGAAGCUUAG
Molecule: messenger RNA, 234 nt
Organism: Protopolystoma xenopodis
Lineage: Eukaryota; Metazoa; Platyhelminthes; Monogenea; Polystomatidea; Polystomatidae
Source: the annotation of a GenBank genome assembly